AUGGGUGUGGUGCUGCGCAGCAGAGCCUCCCUGCACCGCGCGUCCACCAUCGGCCUGCUGGACAUCUACGGCUUUGAGUCCUUUGAGUACAACGACCUGGAGCAGUUCUGCAUCAACCUGGCCAAUGAGAAGCUGCAGCAGCACUUCAACCACCACGUGUUCAAGGAGGAGCAGGUGGGGCGCAUGGACUCGGUGGUGUCCCAGCUGGAGACUGGUGACGUCAUCGUGACAGCGGAGGUCGUGGAGGGCGCAGACAAGCUCAUCCGGCCCAAUAACGGCGGCGACGGCGUCGGCAGUGCACAAGCGGCGGCGGCGGUAGCUGCCGGGGGGGCGCCGUAA
Monoraphidium neglectum is the source of this 339-nucleotide messenger RNA. RefSeq lists its product as hypothetical. The transcript has 3 exons. Gene Ontology annotation, cellular component: myosin complex; actin cytoskeleton; cytoplasm. Lineage: Eukaryota; Viridiplantae; Chlorophyta; Chlorophyceae; Sphaeropleales; Selenastraceae. Gene Ontology annotation, biological process: actin filament organization; vesicle transport along actin filament. Gene Ontology annotation, molecular function: microfilament motor activity; actin filament binding; ATP binding. The record is from RefSeq and is a predicted model, not a curated record. The coding region runs from base 1 to 339 and encodes 112 amino acids.